Molecule: messenger RNA, 1338 nt
Organism: Anopheles moucheti
Lineage: Eukaryota; Metazoa; Arthropoda; Insecta; Diptera; Culicidae
Gene: RpLP0
Product: 60S acidic ribosomal protein P0
Exons: 3
Coding region: 101-1048 (315 amino acids)
Biological process (GO): cytoplasmic translation; ribosome biogenesis; ribosomal large subunit assembly
Cellular component (GO): cytosolic large ribosomal subunit
Molecular function (GO): large ribosomal subunit rRNA binding; structural constituent of ribosome
Source: RefSeq, a predicted model, not a curated record
UCUCGGCUCAAUUCGUCCAUUUCGUCCGCAGACGCUGAUACGUCAAUAGCUUUCGCUUUGUUCUUAAAUUUCUUUACGAAGUCCCUAUUAUCACAUCAAGAUGGGUAGGGAGGACAAAGCAACCUGGAAGUCCAAUUAUUUCCUGAAAGUCGUGCAAUUGCUCGACGAAUACCCGAGAUGUUUCAUCGUCGGUGCUGACAAUGUUGGUUCCCGUCAGAUGCAAACUAUUCGCAUGUCGCUCCGUGGAUCGGCCGUCGUGCUGAUGGGUAAAAACACCAUGAUGCGCAAGGCCAUCCGCGGACAUCUGGAGAACAACCAGAACUUGGAGAAGCUGCUCAACCACAUCAAGGGCAACGUUGGCUUCGUAUUCACGAAGGGCGAUCUGGCCGAGGUCCGCGACAAGCUGACUGAGAGCAAGGUGCGUGCCCCGGCUCGUGCCGGUGCCAUCGCUCCGCUGGAGGUCGUCAUCCCGGCCCAGAACACUGGUCUUGGUCCGGAGAAGACCUCCUUCUUCCAGGCACUGUCCAUCCCGACUAAGAUUUCGAAGGGUACGAUUGAAAUCAUCAACGACGUGCCCAUCCUGAAGCCGGGCGACAAGGUCGGCGCUUCGGAAGCCACGCUGCUGAACAUGCUGAACAUCUCGCCGUUCUCGUACGGUCUGCAAAUCCAGCAGGUGUACGAUUCCGGUUCGAUCUUCUCGCCGGAAAUCCUCGACAUCAAGGCGGAGGAUCUGCGCGCCAAGUUCCAGGCCGGAGUUGCCAACCUGGCUGCCGUUUCGCUCCAGAUCGGUUACCCGACGUUGGCUUCGGUACCGCACAGCAUUGCCAACGGUUUCCGCAACCUGCUCGCCAUUGCCGCCGUCACCGAGGUUGAGUUUAAGGAGGCCGAAACGGUCAAGGAGUUCAUCAAGGAUCCGAGCAAGUUUGCCAGUGCUUCGGCUGCAGCUGCUCCGGCUGCUUCCGCCGCAGCCCCGGCAGCAAAGGCCGAGGAAAAGAAGGAAGAGUCCGAAUCCGAGGAUGAAGAUAUGGGCUUCGGUCUGUUUGAUUAAUUUCCUCAGCACCGAAUCGAGAGCUUCUGCUAACAUCUCCGCUAUGGGUGCGCUGUGGUAUAUGGAGCUGUUCGUGUUGUUCCCAUGUGUGGUGGUUUCGGAGCUAUAUCUACUUUGGCACGGGCGUUGUAAUAGCGGCGUAUACUCGCCAAGGCUGGGGACGGCCCGAUGGCGACACGCUGACCUUCCUUGUUACGUACCAAAAUACGUAUUUUUCUGCAAAACCAUCUGGAGAAAAUAAUAAAAAUCUACGAGAAAAGCUGCAUUGAGUCGCAAGACUCAAUUCGGAA